Molecule: messenger RNA, 705 nt
Organism: Yamadazyma tenuis ATCC 10573
Lineage: Eukaryota; Fungi; Ascomycota; Pichiomycetes; Serinales; Debaryomycetaceae
Biological process (GO): mRNA splicing, via spliceosome
Cellular component (GO): U2-type spliceosomal complex
Molecular function (GO): RNA binding
Source: RefSeq, a predicted model, not a curated record
CAACUGAGGAGAUGCGAUGAGCGAAAGCGUAUAUGUUGAAGACAAAGCAGUUAUGAGUGAUGACAAUAGCGACUAUUCCACUACCGGCACUUCGAGCUCUGGUAGUGAAUCGGAUGAACCCGUGCAAUUGCUCCAGAAGCCUGUAUUCAUCAAGAAAUCCAAAUCAUCAGAUGCCAGUGCUUCCGAGGCUGUCGCAGUCGCCAAUAAUACUAAACACAAAGUCGUCACAAAUUUGGAAAACGCCAACGAAAACAUAAAAUCGCUGCAGUUGGGCGUGGAAUUCAAUGGCGUUAGUGACGUGGAUGGGCUCGACCCGGAAAAGGACUAUAAUGAGUGGAAACAAAGAGAAUACGUUCGUUAUAUUCGAGACCGGAGCGAGAUGAUUGAAUUAGAGGAGAUUAAAGCUGAUUUGAUCAGACGAAACCAAAUGUCCGAAGAAGAGUUGGUCAAUAUAUUUGAAGAGCGUCAAAGGGCCAAGCCCCCGAAUACUACCGGGGCUUCUUCGCGUAUUGGUGUGUUUUAUAAUGAUGACAGUCUCGUCCAGAAACUUAGUGAACGAAACUACAACGAGAAGCAUAUUGACCACUCGCGGCCCACAAAGUUCAAGUCGUCUUAGCCUGGAGCUUCUACAAAUAGGAUUUUGAGGUCAUUUUUAUGGGAACAAGUCGGAUUUUUAUAGACUUUCUAAUGAUGCACGAAUUACAU